This is a messenger RNA of Rhizopus microsporus ATCC 52813, 609 nucleotides long. RefSeq lists its product as uncharacterized. NCBI's taxonomy places the organism in Eukaryota, Fungi, Mucoromycota, Mucoromycetes, Mucorales, Rhizopodaceae. Bases 4 to 606 code for a protein of 200 amino acids. The record is from RefSeq and is a predicted model, not a curated record. The transcript is spliced from 4 exons.
GAAAUGGCUUUAGCACCUCAAUUUGCUGGACAUCGUUUAGGCUCUGCACUUGCGCCACAUACUAUCGAGCUUUACUUGGACUAUGUUUGUCCCUUUUCUGCCAAACUUUACAAGAAAAUUCGUGAGCAAGUAUGGCCAUAUAUCGAGCAAACAUACCCUAAUAAAGUCAAGUUGAUUUUUCGUCACCAAGUACAGCCUUGGCAUGCUGCUUCUACUGCUGUUCAUGAAGCUGCACUCGCUGUUGAAAAGCUUUAUGAUAACAAGUUCUUUCCAUUCUCUGAUGUGCUGUUUUUACGUCAAAAGGAAUUCUUUGAUGAAUCACUUGAAACAAAAUCGAGAAAACAAAUCAUUGAAGAACUGGCCCAAAUUGCGGAAACAGUUGGUGUUCCAUCUGAUAAAGUAUUGGAUCUUUUGGCUAAUGGCUCUGGAGAGCCCAAGAAUGCUGGGAAUAAAGUCUCUAAUGACUUGAAGUUGCAAGUCAAGCUUGGUCGUCAGAAUGGUAUUCAUGUCAGUCCUACCGUUUUAUUUGAUGGUCUUCGUGAUGACAGUGUUUCUUCCGGUUGGGAACUUGAUCAAUGGAAGGAAUACUUGAAAAGCAAAUUGUAACAA